AUGGAGGCUGCAGGAAUCGCACUUGCAGUUCUUCCACUUGUUAUCAAUCAGCUCGAUAGCUAUGUCCAGGGGCUUGAGACCAUCAAGAGCUUCGGAGCCAAGCGCUACCGCAGGGAACUUGAAGGAUAUUCAUCAAGUCUGGGGACCCAACAAGCCAUUUUUGUCAAUACUCUGGAGCGCACCCUUGAUGGAGUUGUUGAAUACGAAGAUGGGCUCGACGAGCUGCGGAACAAUCCCCUCGGGAAUAUGUGGGAAAAAGAGAAUCUGCGAGCGAGUCUUCACGAAAAGCUCGGGAGAGACUUCGAGCCUUUUAACCAAACAAUGACGGAGCUUGCCAAUCUGUUAGAGGAACUGUCACGGAAGCUUGGACUGGAUAAGAAUGCGUCUGUGAAGACCUACCGAGCAGAUCAAUCUGCUAUCAAAAAAGAGAUCAAAAAGUUCAAGGACAUUUUCUCGAAGAGUAUCUAUCUUGAUCUUUUUGCUCGGAUUGACGCAGCCAACAGAAUCCUCAAGACCUUAGUUGAACAGUCGGAUUAUCGUGCCACAAUCCAAAAACGAAGGAUAUCAAAACGACCUUUACUGCGCCAAAAAAGGGCAAGGAAGUCAGCCGUCAGUCUGCAUAAUGCGAUAAUGCGGGGAAAGUAUUGGAAAUGUGCCUGUCGAGAUCAAAAUUCAAUCCAAUUCGUUCUUGAUUAUCCUGGAGAGGACCGGAAUGGAUUUGAAGACACCGCUCAUGGCUCACGUAGCUGUCGCUUUCGAAUAAUAUUCCCUUCCAACAACUUCGUUGAUCUUGCCAAUGGAUUGGACGGCGGAGUUGAGAUUGAAGCCGAAUCGAAUGCUAUCCAGCCAAGCGUGGAUAUACUGAACAAGUCUCCCCGUCAAGGCAGCUCGGAUGGUAUAAUAUCAACAAAAAGAAAGACCAGAGUGCAGUUUACAGUCGAUAAACUAUCAGAGGACGAGCUAUCGAUGUCUGAUACAUCCUCGUUAUCGCCGAUUAUGGACAUCUGCUCAGCCUUGUCUACCGUGAAGACCAACAACGAGACAAACAAGCCUAUCGGAUUCAUCUCUGAUGAGAAUCACCGUCACAAUAUGUAUUAUGUCCGGAAUCUUGCUGGGAAUCUAAGAUCCCAGUCACUCGCAGAUCUCAUCACAGCUUCUAGCGAUAUCUUCAGAAUGCCCAGCGCCAACAGAUUUCUUUUCACGUGGGGCCAUCGUCUGCGCGUUGCUGUCAACCUUGACUGCAGCGUACUCCAAUUUCACGGAAGCUGGUUGAAAACCCAGUGGAGGUCAUCCGAUAUUAUGUUUGCUAAAAGUGUGUCUGGGGAUAGUAUCGACAAGCCUUUCGUCCUAUGCAAUGUAGGCAGUGACACCACUUCUUGGGGCAUGUGCAGAGACAACUCAACGUUCUCGCUCAUCCAGAGUGAUAUUCUUUUCCCACUAGGUCUCGUCUUGAUUGAGCUUUCCUUAUGCCAAACGUUAGAGGUACUUCGUAUGCCUGAGGACGAUGACCAUGUGGAAGCUUAUAUGAAUUUAAAGACUGCGACUCGCCUUCUGCCAGUUGUGUGGGCGCAAAGUGGAGCAGAAUACGAAAAGGUGGUCAAACGAUGCUUGAUGUGGCCUGAUAUCAAAGCAUCUACGUUAGAAAGUGAGCCUAUGCAAGACGAAAUAUUCCAGCUUAUUAUCUCGCCACUUGUGGAAAACCUGCGAAGUUUUGAGGGCAAGGCUUAA
Molecule: messenger RNA, 1728 nt
Organism: Penicillium malachiteum
Lineage: Eukaryota; Fungi; Ascomycota; Eurotiomycetes; Eurotiales; Aspergillaceae
Exons: 2
Coding region: 1-1728 (575 amino acids)
Source: RefSeq, a predicted model, not a curated record